Molecule: messenger RNA, 1503 nt
Organism: Rhea pennata
Lineage: Eukaryota; Metazoa; Chordata; Aves; Rheiformes; Rheidae
Gene: ZNF385B
Product: zinc finger protein 385B
Exons: 10
Coding region: 1-1503 (500 amino acids)
Cellular component (GO): nucleus
Molecular function (GO): nucleic acid binding; zinc ion binding
Source: RefSeq, a predicted model, not a curated record
AUGAAGCGUCCAUUAAGCCCUGACCACGUCUUUGAAGAUGGGAUUAUGAAUCAACCAGCUUUUCUACGGGGCUUUGAAGACAAAGGACUGAGGAAUGACAGAGCAGACUAUCAAUUAAGCAAAGAAAAAAAGCAGGUACUCUUUUCCUUCUGUGAAGUGUGCAAUAUACAGCUGAACUCUGCGGCGCAAGCUCAAGUUCAUUACAAUGGGAAGUCUCACCUGAAGAGAAUGAAGCAGCUAAAUAAUGGAAAGCUCCCGACAAGUACAGCUCCUGGCACUUUGUUUGCGAGUACAAGUACAGGUGCGACGUGUGGCACUACGACUCUGCCCACCCUUGUGCGCACACCUACCUUGAUGAUGCAGCCUUCCCUGGAUAUCAAACCCUUUGUGUCCUUCCCCGUGGACAGCAGUUCUGCUGUUGGAUUCUUCCCAAAUUUUAACACAGUAAGUAAAGGUGUUUCCACAUUUAAUGUGUUCUGUGUUAUGGAUCCUGUGCAAAAAGCAGUCAUAAACCAUACAUUUGGAGUGUCCAUUCCCCCAAAGAAGAAACAAGUUAUUUCCUGUAAUGUUUGCCAGCUUCGAUUUAACUCUGAUAGCCAGGCCGAGGCCCACUACAAAGGAAGUAAACAUGCCAAGAAGGUCAAAGCACUAGAGGCAACGAAAAAUAAACCAAAAGUGGGUGCUUCCAAGGACAGCGCAAAGGCUAACACAACCUGCUCCAGCACGCCAGUCACAGCCAACCUCUCUGACAAAUCAGAAGAUAAAGGGAAAGCAAAAACCAGUAGCGUGAGUCAGCAUUCCAGUACAGAAGUGGGUCCCUUUCUUCCCAAGCCUGGAGUGGCAGCAAUGGCACCUGUAGCACCUACACCGUCCUCCAAGAGCACAAAUGGAGCUCCUACCACAGCUUCCGAGUCAGAAGAGGAAAAAGCCAAAAAACUACUUUACUGUUCAUUAUGCAAAGUGGCUGUGAAUUCCCUGUCACAACUAGAAGCCCACAAUACAGGUUCCAAGCACAAGACGAUGGUUGAGGCUCGAAAUGGUGCUGGUCCCAUUAAGUCUUAUCCUAGGCCUGGAUCCCGGCUGAAGGUUCAGAAUGGCAGUAAAGGCUCAGGACUGCAGAACAAGACAUUUCAUUGUGAAAUCUGUGAUGUCCAUGUUAAUUCAGAAAUUCAGCUUAAACAGCAUAUUUCCAGCAGAAGGCAUAAGGACAGAGUUGCAGGAAAGCCUAUAAAACCUAAAUAUAGUCCUUACAACAAACUUCAGCGCAGCCCAAGUAUUUUAGCAGCAAAACUUGCAUUCCAGAAAGACAUGAUUAAGCCGCUGGCACCUGCUUUCCUUUCCUCUCCUCUUGCUGCAGCUGCAGCUGUAUCAUCAGCUCUGUCCCUUCCUCCUCGUCCUUCUGCCUCUCUGUUCCAGGCACCUGCAAUAGCCCCGGCGCUCCUAAGGCCAGGCCAUGGUCCCAUCCGUGCAACACCUGCCUCGAUCCUUUUUGCACCGUACUAA